UGUAUUCUGUGGAUCAUGUCUUUAGUGAAAGUAAUCAAUGUCGGAAGUAUUGGUUUGGAAAUCGCUAAUCGAAUAUAUUGGUUUCUUCGUCCAGAUAAAUAUUCUGUUAGUAAUCAAACUGGUGGGAAUUUUGUAACGCGUUGUGCUGUAAUUUGUGCUGUAAACUUUCAAGUUUACAAACAAAUUUUACGUUAGGGGCGUCUUGGAAGAGACGCCAACGCCAACUGGAAGGAGAAAGAUGGCGGAUAUAAAGAUUCAUCCUGUUGACAAUUUGCAUACCAAAAACGGGAACUUUAUUUGUGGAGUUGUGGAAGGUUUUUAUGGAAGACCGUGGACUACAGAACAGAGAAAAGAUUUGUUCCAAAAGUUGAAGAAAUGGGGAAUGGAAUCUUACCUUUAUGCCCCUAAGGAUGACUAUAAGCAUCGCGCUUAUUGGCGAGAGCUGUACACUGUGGAAGAAGCUGAACACCUCACAGGACUGAUUUCUUCAGCCCGGGAUAAUGGCAUUACAUUUUAUUAUGCUUUGUCCCCUGGUCUGGACAUAACGUACUCUAGUACUAAGGAAAUGACUGCUUUGAAGCGAAAACUGGAGCAAGUGUCACAGUUUGGCUGCACUGCCUAUGCCCUUCUUUUCGAUGAUAUUGAGCCAGAAAUGUGUGAGGCUGACAAAGAAGUUUUCCAGUCAUUUGCUUAUGCUCAGGUGUCUGUGAGUAAUGAAGUUUUUCAGCAUUUGGGCCAGCCUCAUUUUAUGUUGUGUCCCACACAGUACUGUGCAGCUCGAGCCACUCCUAAUGUCCAGAACUCAGAAUACCUCAACACACUAGGGUCUAAACUUGCACCUGAAAUAGACAUAAUGUGGACGGGUCCAAAGGUAAUUUCUCGACUAUUAACAAUUGAGUCCAUAGAAGAGAUAACAGAUGUGUUACGCCGCCCUCCUGUUAUUUGGGAUAAUCUCCAUGCCAAUGAUUAUGACCAGAAACGAGUAUUUCUGGGACCAUAUUCAGGACGUUCUCCAGAUCUUAUUCCUAAGUUAAGGGGAGUGCUUACCAAUCCCAACUGUGAAUAUGGAGCUAAUUUUGUGGCCAUUCAUACACUAGCACAAUGGAGCAGGUGUAAUGUGGAUGGAAAGAGAGACCCUAGUAUUAAUGAUUCAGUGAGUGCUGAUAUCAAACUUGAGACAGAGACUGAGGAUGGAGGGGUUGGAGAGGAUGUACCUUCUACCCUCUCCCCCAACAUGUACCAUCCUCGGCGUGCCCUUCGAAAUGCCAUAAAUGAGUGGUUAGAGGAGUUUGGUAGGCCGAAAGCAGCCUGGGGACCCAUUGCCAAACCUCAGCAGUUGGUUGCUGCUGCAAUUCCUCUUCCUAUCAUUUCAUCUAUUAACACUUGUAUGAGUCUGACAACAACCACUACCAGCUGCUCAUCUGGCAGUAUUCCAGUUGUUAAUUCCAAUCAGUUGCAAGCCUUGGCAGAAGUCUGCAGCUCGGUAACCAGCAAUAACACAGAUAGUAUGAUACAGCCAGGCCCUGGUGCAGUUAUGAACUCAUUAGUCUCUGAAACUAAGGUCAUAUGCAAGGAUUCUAGUGCAGCUUCAAACCCUCCCAUUAUCAGUGGCACAAGUACUACUAAUAUCUCUUCAUCUGAACCUAUGGAUUGUAACCAGACACCGCCUUAUUCAUCUCCCACACAUAUAACCAAGAGCUCUUUAGAGGGGGGUGAAGAUGUCUCCAUGGCUGAGACUGUGUCUUCCACAGCUGUAACAGGGACAAGUAUGCAUGGCGAACAGGUUCAUCCCACCAAUAACUGCACUUCAAGUACGAUGAUAGUGGAAUGUACAAAUGUUGGCAAUACCAGCCUGCAGGAAAGGACGGAAAUAGAGCAGCUUACUCAUGAGGACCUAGCUUUGUUAUGUGAUCUGUUCUAUCUUCCAUUUGAACAUGGUGGCCAAGGAUUGCAGCUGCUACAUGAAUUCAAUUGGUUGAAGGGUAAUGCACAUCUUGUUAUGCAUGCCAACUGCACAAAAAGGAAUGUAGCAGCAGCUCAGGAAGCACCUAAUAAACCAGAGGUUAUUGAAUGGCUGGAACGAGCAGCUCGUUUGGAAGACAUGAGUUCUGCUCUGAAUCGUCUCUUUCGAAGACUGACGUUCUGUGCCAACAGGGAGCUUUUGUAUGAUCUCUACCCUUACGUGUGGGAUGUGCGUGGUGUUGUAUCACUUCUUAAUUCCUAUAUCAAAUGGCUUGCGAGUGGCCAGUACCCGCACGUGAUGGCAACCUUCACGCUUGGCAGCUACACAUGGUUCUCCAAGGGCUGGAAGGAGACAUUUAUGAGUGGAGAACAGGAACCUUGGGUUUUCAGGGGAGGCCUCACAGCAGACCUGCAAAGAUUGAUUCCGGUUGACUCAGGAAAUGACUUGUUCAUCUACAAGCCACCAGACGUUCCAAGCAGCAAGAUUUACACCAUCCGCCCGUACUUGCCAGUAGAUGAGACUCAUAUCUAUGACAUUUGCCGACGCACGUGUAUGGAUGGUAUGGAUGGAACUGACUGUUUCCGCGAUUGCCCAGAUAUUGUUGGUGACAAGUUUGUUGGUGGUUUCCUCACAUUGACACCUGAAUUCUGCUUUGUGGUGGAGGAUGAUGUUGGUUUGGUAGGUUAUGCUUUAGCUGCUCUGGAUUCAAAACAGUUUCACAAGAAACUUGAGCUUUCCUGGAUUCCUGAAAUGUGCCAUAAAUAUCCCAAGCCUGAGAAGAGUUCUGGGGAAACACUGUCCAACACAGAGGACUUCAGAAUGUGGUUCCACACUCUCAAGGGAGAAGUACCAGAGUCUAUACAUAAUCAGCAUCCUUCUGUUAUGUGUUGUUCGCUGCUGACCAAUGUAUUUGAUCAGAGUGUGGCAAAGAGAUUAGUUACCUGUCUUUUGGCAGCACUACGCGCCAAUGGUUCAUUUGGUGUGCAUGUGCAAGUAAACUCCAAGGAUCGAUAUAUGAUCGAAUUCUAUGGCAAACUAGGUUUCUUGGAACUUAGCCCUGGUCUCAGCCCUGAUACAACGUAUGUGGGACGAGCAUUUUGAACAUGAUCAUCAUUCCAGUUUGAUCCUUGUGUACAUUGAAUAUGUGUAUAUAGAGUGCAGAAACCUUUAUUCCAGUUGUGUGAUUCAUACUGAUAGGAUAAUUUGUUUGACAGCAGUACAGAACUUUGUGUUGUGUUUCCAGUCAAGUUACUAUAUUCUUGCACAAUAUCAGAACUCUCUUAUCUGUGUAAUACUGAUAAGUUCGGUUACCAAGCCAAGCAAAAACAAAUUUUGGAGGUGUAAGGUAGCAGAUUUACAAAUCAUAUAAAAUUGCCAUUCUUCGCGAUUCUGUAAAACUGUUUAUCCACAAAGGUUGUAUCGUGGCAUUAAUUGAUCCUUUGAAGCACUAUAAAUGAAGAUUGUAUCUACUGAAGGAAUUAGCAUUGGUUCUAGAGUAUAAUUGGUGUGACUAGGGAGAUUUCCUAUACAAGACGACUUUCAUUACUAUUAUCCACGGGAAACAAUAAAGGAAUUUGAAUGUGGACACUUCCAUUUCAAAAUACACAAUUCUUUUACUGGAGUAAAUGCAAGCACAUAACAAAACCAAUUUAUUGGUAAAGUUUUACUGUUUUACCAUUUUCUCUGUUCAUUCAGUCAUCUUCAUCCAUUAAUGGAGAUUUCUGCCAAAAUGUCAUCCACAAGAACUAACCAUGUCACUGUAGGAUUUGAGGUUUUCGUGGCUGUGAGUCCGAAAAUGGCUAACUACUGGGUCGUAGCGCAAUGUGGUUUGGUAGAAGUUUACCGACAUUUUAGAGGUCCUUGCUGUCUCCAUCAUCAGGGUGAUGAGUUUCCAUGUUGAUGGAGGCAGUGAGGACCUCUGAAACAUCGAUUACUUCUACCAGACUACAUGGCGUUGCAACCUAGAAGAUGGCCAUCUUCCAACCAUGUAAUGUUUGGGAUUUCUUGAAACCAUGAACAGGUCCUGUAUUCCAAACAUGAAGUACUCAACUACACUGGUAGCUGACUGGCAGGAGGGAAGGGGCUUGGGCACUGUAAUAAACUGUUGUGAAUUUCCUAGCCUAAUUCUUCUUCUUCUUCUUCCAAUUAGUACAAAAAAUCACCUGGAGAAUAUGGUAAUGUGUAUUUUCCAUUACAGAUUUUUUAAUAUGGAAAAAUUAAUUUGUCCUGUGUUUGAAAGAGUGGUUCUAAAUAUUGUGAAACAGUUGUGCUUUGUCCUCUUAUUAAUUAAUGCUUCAAAGACUUAACCAGAAAAUACAUUUUUACCACAUAGUGUAAGUGUGCAUGUAUGUGCAUUUUUUCAGCCUAAAAUCAUAGCAAUUUUUAUUGUAUUUCUAUAGUAUAAGAUUGUUCAAAAUGGUGGGAACUGCCAGUCAGUAGCAUUUGGAUUUGGAGCAGAGUGCAGAACAACAGUGUUCAUGUCAUGGGCAAGUGCUAACAUUUGUCUCACUAAUGAACUUCUCUCAUAAUUGAAUUCAUCAUGCAGAGAGAAAUGAUUCUUAUUAUAUCUAUUUCUGAUAUAAUACAAGUGUUUGGCUGAAGUUGUUAUUGUACAUUAUUUUCACAAAAAUGUACGAAAUUAAGAGACACACUGUGCUGUCUUGUCUGCUCAGAAGCUUCAGGUACAAAACUGCUUGAUUGAUCCACACUGAAGGUUAUCAGGGAAGUAAAUUUGUGUUCAUAUCUUUCCAAUACAACUCCUGCAAAACAUGAAACAGAAAUGAAAUUUAUGAUUUUCUGAAAACUAGCUUAUUGUACAAAAACAUUCAUGUGUAUAAUUUGUUUUACUCGGUGCAGUAUGUCAGUACUGCAGUAGAUUUUUAUUUGUGCUAAAUGAACAUCAAAUCCAGUGAGAUAUUUGAGGAACUCAUAUAGAAAAUAUGUUUACUUUAAAUUUGAUUAUACAUUUGACCUCUUAGUGUGAAAUCAAAUCUGUCUUCUGAGUUAAUAUAUUUCUUUGAUCUGUAAUUUUUGUAAUAUAAACAGUUUUCUGUGGGCUGUUGAGAAUUCACAUUAAACUCCUGUAUGCCAUAGUUGGGGUGAGUGCUGAUACCCCCAAACAUGUUACACUUACACUGAUUACAUAUUAAUUUUGGGACACUUGGACUAUAUAGCUUUAAGGGAUGUUUCAUUGUUCUUGAUAGUUCAAGAGUGUCGGCAGGUCAUUUACUUAUCUGUAAUGUGAAAACAAUCCUGAGUUGUGGAAUUGGCUGUUUUUCUGUUCAAAUUUCAGUUGUACUGGUCAUGAAGUCUGAUAAAGAUUUCUUCAUUUCACUGUAAUUGUAUUGCACAUUACCCACUGAAGGGGUCAGUUUCCAUGAACAAAAAAAUUGGCCCUCAUUCAACAUGUCUGGAUGUAAGUUCCAUAUGGGCCCAUGUACUUCGGAGGGAAAUUUUCCGAAUGUAUUGAGUUUAUUGAACUGUGUGGAGUGUGUUUGUAUGCAUACACACACAUUUGCAUGUGCUCGUAUGUGUAUAUACAUACACGCAGAUGGUCCCUUCCGAGCACUUUGGUUAUUGUCAGAAUAAUAAAGCAGCUCACCUGAAGAUAGAAUGGCACCAGAUGAAACACAGUUGACAGUGUGUGACAUAAUUAUAGUAUAAUGAGUUGACCAUUCUCAUGAAUAUUUAGAGAAUGUAUCUUGUUAUUUCUGCCAAAUUCUUUAUUGUGGCUCAUGGUGUUGGGUUUUGAUCCCAGUUUAUUUUUUUUUUGCUCAUAACUUGUGUCUGCUGUGGUCUUUUUUGGUUUUAUCGGUUUCCUAUGUUUUUUUUAUUGUGUAUGUCUAAUUAAAUUUUACAGAAAAAGUGACAAGGACACUCUCUUUGGAUGUAAGAUAUAAAUUAGUAUUCUCACCCCAGCUGUUUGGUUAAUAUCUUGAGCAUUAACUAUAGUACACAAGAGUGAGGAAGUUCCUGGGAUGUAUGUGACCAAGGAAGUCACAUGCUACACUACUAGAAGACCAGAAAACAUUGUGCUUGUUCUGAUUUGGGAUAAACUUUACUGGUAAUAAUUUAAAAUACUGCGUGUUAUAAAAUAGUCAGAAAAAAUAAAACAAGUAAAUGAAUGAUGAUGCUAUGGACAGCAGAGCCAAUGAAAAUGAUAAAGAUGUGCACUCAGGAGUAGGGGGUAAUGCAUUGUGUAUAUCAUCACUUGCCCGCCAGGGACUUUCACUCUUGUGGUCAGUACAUAGAUGCAUUUGCCAGAGAGCCGCUUUGUUUUUAUCACCAUAACUUUGUUGACUGAAUCCUUCUACGUAUUUAGUAUUAAAGAGUUAGUAUUUAAGUUAUGUGAAAUUGAUACUUGUUUUGCUGUUUAUGUCAGUUUCAUUGAAAAAUUAUAACAAAUUGUAAGGCUUGGCAAAGACAGACUUAACUAUGAGUGAAUAUGAUUUUGAAAAUGGCGAUAUCACUGCCAGCUGCUGUAGACACAUCUUGUAGUCACUCACUGUAACACCAAAACCUCUUUGAGCCUUUUACUUUCUAGUAAGAUAACUUCUCAUUUUUGUUUUUUUACAAGUACAGGUUAAAUAUAUUCACAACAUUUGUGUGAACACUUGAUUUGUAUUAUCUUAUAAUACCAUGAUAUGUGUCAUGGUUCAUAAUGUUUCUGAUAUUAUGGAAUUCUUAUGACAUUGAAUGUAAGAAGACAAUGUGGUCCCUGCAAUGUUCGCUCAUGCGAGUUCCAUUUUGACUGAUUCUUCUGUGUUCUUUGUACAGACUCUGUAGAAUGAAUGCAUAAUGUAGAGAUCAUGCCUGUCUGUUCAUCUGUCUACAUUUUAUCCCUAAAAUUAUGUGCCUGUAGUGGAAGUUGUUAGGCAAGUUUUGUUUUGGUUUCUGUCUCACCAGUGUAAGUUUUACUUUAUAUGAAAUGAAAAUCAAACAUUACCAUUUUCUAAAAUUGGUUCAUCAUAAAAGUAUGGUGUGUUUUUAGUAAAAUUCAGGGAACAAUAGUUGAUGACUUGUAUGUUGUGUGAUCACCUUUUCUGAAUUUAUUUGUACAUGAACACUA
Molecule: messenger RNA, 7031 nt
Organism: Zootermopsis nevadensis
Lineage: Eukaryota; Metazoa; Arthropoda; Insecta; Blattodea; Termopsidae
Gene: Oga
Product: O-GlcNAcase
Biological process (GO): glycoprotein metabolic process
Molecular function (GO): beta-N-acetylglucosaminidase activity
Source: RefSeq, a predicted model, not a curated record